Molecule: messenger RNA, 1023 nt
Organism: Ogataea philodendri
Lineage: Eukaryota; Fungi; Ascomycota; Pichiomycetes; Pichiales; Pichiaceae
Exons: 1
Coding region: 1-1023 (340 amino acids)
Biological process (GO): iron import into the mitochondrion
Cellular component (GO): mitochondrial membrane
Molecular function (GO): ferrous iron transmembrane transporter activity
Source: RefSeq, a predicted model, not a curated record
AUGACGACGCCGCGCCCGAUUUUGAAAGAUAGAGACCUGGACGACCAGGGAUUCUCCAACAAGGAAAGAGUCAGCCAUAUGAUUCCAAGGCCGUCCCACGAUGGAGUUGAGAUUGACUAUGAAUCGCUUCCGGAAAACUCGCCUGUUAUUGCGCAACUUACUGCUGGCGCCUUUGCUGGAAUAAUGGAACACACAGUGAUGUAUCCGAUAGAUGCUAUCAAAACCCGAAUGCAAAUAAUGAAGGUGCCGUUGAACGAAGGAAUCAUACAGUCCUUCUCUAAGAUCUCAUCCACGGAAGGAGCCGUUGCACUUUGGCGAGGAGUUUCUUCGGUUGUUCUGGGCGCGGGACCUGCACACGCAGUGUAUUAUCUUGUGUUCGAGUCCACCAAAACCGCUCUUUGCAAAAUGUCUGCAAGUUCGCACAGCCAUUCCAACGCCAGCUUUAUCACCGAUGAAAGACAUCCAAUCAUUGCAUCGAUGUCGGGAAUAGCGGCCACCACCACCUCCGACGCCCUGAUGACUCCAUUUGACGUUUUGAAGCAACGAAUGCAAAUCAUUAAUAAGAAACAUUACUCCAAGAUCUCCAUUGGCAAUGUGGCAUGGAACAUCUACAAACAAGAGGGCCUGAGACCGUUUUUCAUCUCGUAUCCAACUACGUUAAUUCUCAACAUUCCAUUUGCUGCCAUUAAUUUUGGAGUUUAUGAAUAUGCCAGCUCCAAGUUGAAUCCCGAUCAACUUUAUAAUCCAAUGUUGCACUGUAUUUCGGGAGGAAUUAGUGGAGCUGCUGCUGCUGCUCUCACCACCCCGUUAGACUGCAUCAAGACUGCAUUACAAACACGGUCCGUCCCCAACGUCACUGGCUUCAGAACAGCCGCAGUGGGACUUUACCAGGUUGGUGGGUCAAGUGCGUUCUGGAGAGGACUCAGACCCCGUGUUGUGUUUAACGUGCCGUCAACAGCCAUCAGCUGGACAGCAUAUGAGAUGGCUAAGGCCUAUCUUUUGAGGGACAAGCCUUCACCAUAG